GAACAACGCUCGAUUACUGCUUGAGUGCGAUAAGUUUGCUGAUUCGCUCUUCCGCAUCGUAAACUAUAUUGAGCAAUGGUCUCUUGCUCUCGGUGGUCAGUGUGUGGCGCGCCAUCGUGGGAUACUGUUGUCCUUUUGGGGAAUCGAUGUAAUUCCCAGUCAUCAACCCAACAGCUACAAUUUUUAUUAUCGUGUCUUUCUGUGAACUAUUAAAAUGGACAGCAGUAAAAAAUAUAAUAAUCCAAAUCCACGAAAGACCGCAAAUCCUGUCAGCAAAUUAGUUUUUUGGUGGCUGAAGCCAUUAUUCACGUACGGUAAAAGUAACAACCUGGAGGUGAAAGAUUUACACAAUAUUCUACAACCCGAUCUCAGCGAGCCCCUCGGUGAUGCUUUAGAGAAGAACUGGAAUAAAGAGUGCGAUUGCGCUCAGAAAGAGGAAAGAAAUCCAAAUUUAUUCACUGCCAUUAGGAAAACGUUUUUGUGGUCUUAUAUUUAUUACGGCGCAUGGACAUUUUUAUGUACUGCUUUGAGGGUCUUGCAGCCUUACGUGCUUGGUCUCCUUAUCAGCCACUUUGCACCAUUUUCACCCAUCACAACAAACGAAGCCUAUGGGUACGCCUCAGGUGUCAUAAUAAUGGCUAUUGUAAUUGCUCUUAUCGAUCAUCAUGUGAACAUGGGCCAACUGGAAAUGGGGAUGCGACUGCGAAUUGCAGCUUCAUCUUUAGUUUACAGGAAGAUUCUCCGGCUCUCCCGAUAUUCAGCAAAUAAAACAGCUGGAGGUCAAAUAAUCAAUCUCCUGUCAAAUGACGUGGGUAGAUUUGACUCAGUAUUCGUAUUCCUCCAUUACAUCUGGAUAAUGCCAAUUCAGGGUGCAGCAAUAGCAUAUCUGAUCUGGCAGAACGUCCAGAUCGCGACUUUAGCCGGCAUAUUUCUCAUUAUCAUCCAAACAAUACCCCUCCAAGGCUACUUGAGCCGAUUGACCCUGAAACUUCGAGGGAAGAUAGCAGUCCGCACUGAUGAGCGAGUGCGUUUAAUGAGUGAAAUAAUCACUGGUAUACAAGUCAUAAAAAUGUAUACAUGGGAGAAGCCUUUCCAAGAGCUCGUGUCAUUCGCCAGAAAAAAAGAAAUCGAUGUCCUGACAGUGAUAUCUUAUCUGCGUGGUUUCAAUCGAGCAACGUUUGUUUUCACCGAGCGUACGACCCUCUACUUCACUGUGAUGGCAUACGUCCUUCUGGGACACGUAAUAUCAGCUGAUAAGGUUUUCUCAAUGGCACAGUAUUACAAUCGUUUGCAAUGUACAAUGGCAAUCUUCUUCCCACUGGCCAUAACAUUUGCCUCCGAGGCUGCUGUUACGAUUAAACGUCUUCAAAAUUUUUUGCUGCUGGAAGAGAAACAUCCAUUCGCAAUUGAAGCAUCACCAAUUGAAAGCACAGCCAUUAAAAUGAAGGAGGUCAGUGCUUCCUGGAACGAUGAUUCCAUUGUCAAUACGCUUCACAAUAUAAAUGUUACAAUCAAAUCUGGAACACUGACAGCAGUGGUGGGGCCAGUUGGAUCUGGCAAGAGUUCUUUGUUGCAGUUAAUUCUAGGAGAACUGUAUGCAAGUCAUGGUCAUGUUGCAGUGGGGGGGACGAUAUCCUAUGCCAGUCAAGAGCCUUGGUUGUUUGCUGGAAGUGUGAGGAAUAAUAUUGUUUUUGGCCAACCAUAUGAUGAGGCGAGAUAUCGUCAGGUGGUGCGUGCUUGCUCUCUGCUGAAGGACUUUGUCCAGUUACCCCAAGGGGAUAGAACACUGGUUGGAGAACGUGGUACAGCGCUCAGUGGUGGGCAACGUGCGAGAAUCAAUCUCGCGCGAGCGGUUUAUCGAAAGGCUGAUAUCUACCUGUUUGACGAUCCUCUGUCAGCUGUUGAUACACAAGUGGGUAGAAGUUUGUUCGAGGGGUGCUUCAAGGAGUAUUUGGUGAAUAAAACGAGGAUUUUAGUCACUCAUCAGGUGCAGUUUCUCAAGGAUGUUGAUACUGUCAUUCUGCUGAAUAAUGGAGUCAUUGAGAAACAGGGGAGUUACCAGGAUUUCCAACAGAAUGAUUUUGAAUUGCUGGACGAAUCUGACAGUAAUGAGGAAGAAAAGGAACAAAUGGGCGAUGGAGAGGUCAGUCCAGUGUCGGAAGUCUCUUAUUUUUCGACGGGAUACGAUGAACCUGAGAAAGAGCCCGAGGAGACCGAGGAGUUAAUGGCUCAAGGGGAAGUCUCCUCCUCGUUGUUCUGGCAGUACUUCAGGGCUGGGGGCAGUUAUUUAGUUCUCAGUAUUUUCUUUUUGCUGAUGGUCUUGGGUCAGUUGGGAAGCAGCGGGUCUGAUUAUUGGGUCGCUUACUGGACUAAUCAGGAGGAAUUGAAAUUGAAAAACCAAAUGAACUCAUCACAGAUCGAUGGGGAUGAUGGAUUUGGUGCGGUUAAUGAUACCCUAGAUACAAGGAUUAAUAUGAGUAGUUCGGAAAUCCCAUCGAAUAUUACGGCAAUUCCAACCUUCCCUAAAAAUUCUGAACAUUAUUACGACAAAGAUACUGCACUGUGGAUCUAUGGAAUCUUCAUAGGAGGAUGUGUUAUCUUUACAACCGCCAGAAACAUCAUGUUCUACAAAAUUUGUAUGAGUGCGAGUAAGAACCUCCACAACCUUAUGUUCUCGUGCUUGCUGAAGGCUCCAAUGAGAUUUUUCAAUACCAAUCCCUCAGGUCGUAUUCUCAACAGAUUUUCCAAAGACAUUGGCUGUGUCGACGAGCUCCUCCCAAUGGCCCUAAUAGAUGCCAUCCAGAUAUUCGCAGUAAUGGUUGGAAUUCUGGCUCAAGUUCUCAUUAUCAAUUGGUGGACAGUAUUUCCCAUGAUAAUAAUGGGUUUCUUCUAUUGGAAAAUAAGAACAAUAUACUUGGCAACAGCGCAGGAUAUCAAACGUUUGGAAGGCAUCACAAAAAGUCCAGUUUAUUCACACGUUAAUGCGUCACUAGCGGGACUGGCGACGAUUCGAUCGGCUACGGGACAGGAAAUGCUGAAAAAAGAAUUCGAUUGCCAUCAGGAUGUUCAUACAGCUGCCAACUCACUGCUGAUCUCAACGAGUACGGCCUUUGGACUUUGGCUGGAUGCAGUUACCAUCGCUUUUGUUGCUUUUAUCACUUACAGCUUCAUUGUUCUGAAGAACGAAGGAACAUUUGCUGGAAAUGUUGGUCUGGCUAUAUCACAAAUUUUGAUUCUCUGUGGCAUGCUUCAACAUGGAAUGCGUCAGACUGCGGAAAUGGUUGCACAAAUGACGUCAGUCGAGCGAGUAUUGCAAUUCACCCAGCUGGAUAAGGAAGGUCCAUUUGAGAGUGAAAUUCAUUCGAAACCCAUGUCAACUUGGCCAAGUCAGGGGCACAUUAAAUUUCAUCAGGUUUAUUUGAGAUAUUCAGAGCAGGACUCACCGGUUCUUAAGGAUUUAAAUAUUGUCAUUGAGCCUGGCAUGAAGGUGGGAAUUGUAGGUAGAACUGGAGCAGGAAAAUCUUCACUCAUCUCUGCACUCUUCAAUCUAGCACACCUCGACGGAGCAAUUUACAUCGAUGGAAUCGACACCAAAAGCAUCGGCCUACACGACUUAAGGAGCAUUAUCUCCAUCAUACCUCAGGAACCCAUGCUGUUUUCAGCUACACUCCGUGACAAUCUCGAUCCCUUCCACCAGUUCAAGGACGACGCACUUUGGGCCGCCCUUGAGGAGGUGGAACUGAAGAGCAGUUGUCGCUCUCUGGACGAUCAAGUUACCCAAGGAGGGACGAAUUUCAGUGCUGGCCAACGUCAAUUGCUCUGUCUAGCUCGAGCUAUUGCCAGGAAUAAUAAAAUUCUCGUGCUAGACGAGGCAACGGCCAAUGUUGAUCCAGCCACUGAUGCCCUCAUUCAGCGAACAAUUCGCGAAAAAUUCCGAGACUGCACAGUGUUGACAAUUGCACACAGACUGAAUACCGUUAUGGAUAGUGAUAAAAUUCUCGUCAUGGAGCACGGCCAAGCCGUGGAAUUUGAUAGGCCUCAUGUACUAUUUCAAAAGAACGAUGGAUACUUAACAAAAAUGGCUAAUGAGACUGGUGCCUCAAUGAGUAAUAAUCUGAGGAAAAUAGCUGAGAAGAGUUACAACCAAGUGUCUUCAAAACUUAAUGCUGAGAAUGCCCUGCAGGAUCAAACCAACGGUGCUUCUAAAACUUAAUUUUAACCGUCCUACCAAGUAGUUAAUAACUAAUGAAAACAAAUCGUGUUCGUAAGAACUUUUUGAUUUGUGAAACAACCAUGACAUUGUGGCUCGACUACUUGAGCAAUUACUCCAAGAAGAUGACACAACGAGACGGAUUUUUGUCCAUUACAUUACAAUUAUCACUCUCAUUACUACCAUUAUUAUUUAAACGUGAAGUGAGAAUUAUAGGGGUAAAUUACACCCUCGAUUGAAUUGUUGUGUACUUAAAGCUUUUGCAGACUCAAUGAUUUGAGCAGAAUUUGUUAUAAUUUACAGCAAUUUAUUUCUACCAACUCAACAAAUAAAUUUCCUAAUAAUAGACACCUAAGAUACUCGUCCUCAAUAUGAAGUAAAAAUAUUGUGUAAAAAAUAUAUUUUUAUAAUAAAUUGUGGAAUAAAAAAGAAUUCAUAAUGGCUAGAA
Molecule: messenger RNA, 4658 nt
Organism: Diachasmimorpha longicaudata
Lineage: Eukaryota; Metazoa; Arthropoda; Insecta; Hymenoptera; Braconidae
Product: ATP-binding cassette sub-family C member 4-like
Exons: 8
Coding region: 215-4213 (1332 amino acids)
Biological process (GO): transmembrane transport
Cellular component (GO): membrane
Molecular function (GO): ATP binding; ATP hydrolysis activity; ABC-type transporter activity
Source: RefSeq, a predicted model, not a curated record